CUCGACUCUGGGCUCUGUGGACCGGCGAGUGACUUGGACGCUUACUUCGGUGAUCGACCCUGAGAAUAAAAGAAAAGAUAGGCGUUAAGAUAAAUUUAUAAUGGCAAAAGCUAACCACGUAUUGACAUGGCAAAUCGGCACCAAACAGAAGAUUUGUUAAAAAGCAGCACACAGAAGAAAGCAGCGGCAGAAACAGCAGUUAACUUAAGAUUAGUAAACAGAAGUCCACUGCUUUUAUAAUACAUCUAUUUCGGAGAAAAAAUGCGAAUAUCAAAAACUAUAAAAACAGGUUAUUUUUCCAACGUAACAACCUCCGCCCAGAUCAACCAACAAUUGCAACGCCGCUGCUGCUCAACAAGUCUACUGCCGCUACUUUCGUCUACGUCGCUGCUGUUCAACAAGUCUCCUGCCGCUACUGUCGUCUACGUCGCUGCUGCACAACACCACCAGUCGCAAUGUCAGUCCGAAGUAAGUUGGAACUUUUUUCGAUUUUGCUUAAUCUCUAAGUCAAUUGGCGUUUACUUUUCAGGCUCGGUCAGCGAGAUAAACGUCGACGUCAAGCGCAAGCAAUAUGACCCCAGGAUCGAGUUCGUUGAGAGGAGCAGGCCGCCGAAAGUUAAGAAAGUGGGCUACAACUCCUACCUGAAUGGCAUUCUCUACGUUGGUGAUGAGGUCAUCGGGCUGAAUGACGAGGAGAUCCGGACAGCAGAUGACUUCAACAGGAUCGCUUGUGCUCGCAGUACUGAACCAGUCAGGCUCCGAAUCCGAGUGCGCCGGGACUGCUACUACAAGAUCACCAUCAAGAGGGUGGAAGGCGAACAAGGCAAUGGGGAGGUGCUGGACUUGGAGAUCAAAUGGCGACGGGGCGGUAUGCCUCUAGGAGUGAGCAUGGAAGAAAGUCGGGUGAGUCGAUCGGGUUUGGUUUAA
Meloidogyne enterolobii is the source of this 927-nucleotide messenger RNA. The record is from the annotation of a GenBank genome assembly. Lineage: Eukaryota; Metazoa; Nematoda; Chromadorea; Rhabditida; Meloidogynidae.